AUGGGCUUCAGAGAGUGCGCGAAUGGAGAGACGCUGGAUGGCGCAUGGAUGAGCCUUAACGGUGGUGUGGUCACACUAUGUGACAAGCCCACAUUCACCGACCUGGCCUCUGACACCAAGGAGCUUUUCCAGCUGUCGAAGAUCCGUUCAGGCGGAAUUGGCAUCAUUGACAUCGGCUACAGAACGCCAAACGAGUGUUGGGCAACAGGAGGCAGCGGCGU
Molecule: messenger RNA, 221 nt
Organism: Symbiodinium pilosum
Lineage: Eukaryota; Dinophyceae; Suessiales; Symbiodiniaceae
Source: the annotation of a GenBank genome assembly